Molecule: messenger RNA, 512 nt
Organism: Musa acuminata AAA Group (dessert banana)
Lineage: Eukaryota; Viridiplantae; Streptophyta; Magnoliopsida; Zingiberales; Musaceae
Exons: 1
Coding region: 151-339 (62 amino acids)
Source: RefSeq, a predicted model, not a curated record
GAGAGAUCUGUUCCCGUCGCUACCGCCGUGUCGGUCUCUGUCUUCCCCCGCCCCUCUUCUUCUCUUCCCAUCCCAGCAGCGGCGCACACCCGGAAGUAUCUGCCCCUCCCCUCCCCAUUUGCUUGUCUUGCUCUGAGUUGUGAGAAGAGAAUGAUACUGGUGGCGAUAGUGGCGGAGAUGCUGGAGGAGUACACGGCACUGGUGGCGCGGGUGCUCGAACACCUGCUCCGCGACGCGCCCUUCCCCAGGCGGAUGCGUUUCCUCAUGCUCCGUAGCCUCCCCUUCGCCGCCCCGCCCCUGCCCCUGCCCCUGCCCCUCCCCGCCGCCCGCACACGGUGAAUCCGACGCUGUUACGGCUCGGAUGACGUGCAUCGGCAGCCUCCUUUCCUUUUAGCUUAUUAGAUGUUGGCUUCUCGCUUUUUCCCCCAAUUUAGUUGAUAUUCUGUAUAUAUGUUUUCCCGAGAUUAGAGUUGUUCGUAUGAAUGUAUAUAUAAUUUUAUUUUCGCUUUCUA